AUGGCGCCGGCGCGAGCGCGGCCGUCGCCGUUCGACAAGCACACCGGCGCCUCGGCCACGGCCAUCUCCAGCGGCUUCCACACGGUGCUCAACAUGGGCCCGCAGCCCGCCAUGCCCGGCGCGCCGCCCGGUGCGCCGGCACGCAGCGGCGGAGGCGGCGACUGGCUGCGCGGCCUCAAGGAGAGCAGCGGCAUGGGCACGGCGGCGGCGGCAGAGGGCGAGGCAGAGGAGGACGAGGAGGACAGCGAUGAUGACAGCAGAGCAGACUCGCCCGCGGCGGCCAAGCAGGGCAAGGGCGGCAGCAAGGGCAAGGGCGCAGCAGGCAAGAAGAAGGCGAGCAGCGGCGCCGCAGCCGACACCGCCGAGCAGCGCAAGGCGCAGAACCGCAUUGCGCAGCGCGAGUUCCGGCAGCGCAAGCAGCAGUACAUCCGCGCGCUCGAGGGGCGCGUCGAGCUGCUCUCCAGCGACCACGACACGCAGGUCGACCGCCUGCGCUGGGCGCUGCGCGGCCUGCUGGCGGAGAACAACCAGCUGCGCGAGGUCGUGGGCAACCUGGCGGCCUUCAUUGGCGAGGGCAUGAUUGGCGGACCACUGCAGAAGAACGGCAUGUCGAGAGAUGAACUGGAGGCGCUCAUCAUGAAUCGCAGCGAGAAGACCAUGACGGAACAGUGGCAGAAUUGGCCCGGCGCUACCGAGUGCGAGGAGCUGCGCAAGAUCCGUCUUGAGGCGUCACUGCCGCCCGAAGGUCUGCCCGAGUCUCUGCCAAGCAAGAGAGCCGCAGCCGCAGGCAGCACGUCGACGCCGGGCAGUGCGAAGCGCAAAGCCAGUGGCGAUGCGCUGGCUGCACAACAGGCGAAGCGCUCGGCCACCACUGCAGCUCAGGCACCGACGACGAGCAGCAAGGAGAAGGAGCGUGAAGGCAGUGCCAAGGCGCGCGAAGGCAGCGCUGCAGCCUCUACGCCGGCGACAAACAGCCCGACGACGGCAGAGGCGAGUCGGCUGCGCAUGCCGCACAGCGCCGCGCAAGCCGAGCCUUCACCGCUCGGCGUCAGUGCCGCUGCCGCGGCACCGGCCAGCAUGCCUCAGCCGCUAGCCGCUGCACCACCAACUCCAGCGUAUCCCACGCCCCUCAGCCACGUCAACCUCGUGUUCGGCGACGGCCAAGGACUGGGCUUCAGCGGCGCCAGUGGACCAAGCCUCUGGGGCAUGACGCCUCCCUCCUCGUCUGCGCCCAGCGCAGAGUUCUUCCGCACGGGCAUGACGCCGGGCGCCAGCGAGUCCGACGCGCUGCUGGCCAGUCUCUUUGGCGCAGAUGCCCUGUCGAGCUUUGGCGCGUCCAUGGCUGCGCCUUCGCCGGGCAUGCGCGCUGCUCUGCCCCCACACGUCGCCUCGCCCAUCUCCAUGGCGUCCGGCAGCGCCGCGGCGCUGCAGCAGCAAAUGGCUCCACCUUCUCACCCCUCGGCUUCUCCGGGCCGCUUUGCAGCGGGUGGCAGUGCCGUGCACUCCAGGCACGGCUCAAACGCCUCGGCGUCGGCUUCCCUCAUUGAGGCCGUGGCGGAAGUGACGUCGCGCGCAAUGUCGGCGGUGGGCAAUGGCGAGAUGGCCGACGAGAUUGAGCGCAUCAACGCCGUCGUGCGCCGCGCCGCCGAGAAGCGCCGACGCCUCGCGGGCCACGUGCCUUCGCCGUCGUCGUCGUCCGCUGCGGCGGGAGAGAUGCAGGACGGGAACCGCAUGGCACAGGCGCCGUACGUGGCCCCUACGGGAAGGACGGUGGGGCCGGAGGAGCUGGAGAGAUUGGGAGAGGCUAGUGCUCAGCUUGCGUACCACAUGCGCAACUUCCGCAGGAAUCCAGCGUAUCGCCUGCCGCCUCUGUUGAAACUCAUCGAUGGCAUGCCAUACCCGGGCAUGCGCGACUUGCUCAUCAAGCAUCAAGACACACUCGACAUCGAGGCCGUCUGGCUGGCCGUGAUGGACUAUUCGCAGCUGCACGAAGGCGACGUCUUCUCGCCAUGCGUGUGGGAGAUGCACAUUCCCUUCUUUGUGCGCUUCCCGCAACUGCUUGACGAGCAGACGCUGGCGAACUCCAACAAGUGGCGUGCCGAGCGCGGCGAGCCGACGAUGACGCUGGAGCAGGUGCGCCAGAUGGCGGCGGAGCAUGCUGCCUCGGGCGGCACGCCGACGACGACGGCGUAG
Molecule: messenger RNA, 2193 nt
Organism: Tilletiopsis washingtonensis
Lineage: Eukaryota; Fungi; Basidiomycota; Exobasidiomycetes; Entylomatales
Exons: 12
Coding region: 1-2193 (730 amino acids)
Biological process (GO): regulation of DNA-templated transcription
Molecular function (GO): DNA-binding transcription factor activity
Source: RefSeq, a predicted model, not a curated record